Molecule: messenger RNA, 881 nt
Organism: Suillus paluster
Lineage: Eukaryota; Fungi; Basidiomycota; Agaricomycetes; Boletales; Suillaceae
Exons: 2
Coding region: 96-611 (171 amino acids)
Source: RefSeq, a predicted model, not a curated record
GGGAAACGAUCGUAUUCUCGACCUCAUAACAUUUCUCCGCUCACGUCCUAUGUCUCCGCAAAGUCCCUCGCGGGCCUUCAGAUGCAUCGGACAACAUGCUGCUCGAUACCAAUACUGAACAAGCAGACGACCCGAUGAAUCGAACGUCAUCUCCAAAUUCGUUCGCGUCUUUGCCGGGUCUUGUGGAGGUGGUGCUCGACGAAGAGUGCCUCAGAUCGCUUCCUGACCUACGUGAUGGCGAUCGCCCAACAGAGAGGAGCCAGACCUCCCAGAUUGAUGUUCACAAGCAAAAAGGUGUGUUAGCCACGGAUCUCAUUGGGGGUACACCGAUCGCGAUGGAAAUCAGGGUUGUCGCCAGUUCUGUUGGGAGCAAUUCUGACUGGUUAUUUUGCAGCCGAAAUGCGGGGGUUUUUUACGACCUUUUUACGACCGUGGUACCGAAGACAGCAAUGUGCAGAUUUUGUAUCUGCAUGACCCAUUGUCCAUUGGACCUGUUUAAAAAGCCUCAGGUGCCUUGUGGACUGGGUGGUACGAGAGCAACACGACGCCAACAUCGACACGCUGCGCGAAGACAAUGUAAUCUGGAAACAAAUGUGAGACAUUCAAGUUGAGGAUAUAGGAACCUUACGCUUACGGGCCCAGACGUAUGUGCAUUGUAAUGGACCUUGUCGAUUUUCAGCACUGUCAAUAACUCACUUGGUAGUGGCUACUUCCAGCAACUUCGGAUACGCACGCCCCGCGAUAUAGGCCCCAGACGCUUUCCUUUUUUGUGCGCCUUCGUCAGCCUCAGACUUGUUCCGUUGCCUGAAAUGGAUGUAUGGUGAGUUGCCACAGCUUCCUGAGCCAUUGAUUUUAAAGCAGGGUCAGGAAGAGUCUCAAGA